Molecule: messenger RNA, 2352 nt
Organism: Neohortaea acidophila
Lineage: Eukaryota; Fungi; Ascomycota; Dothideomycetes; Mycosphaerellales; Teratosphaeriaceae
Exons: 2
Coding region: 187-2352 (721 amino acids)
Molecular function (GO): protein binding; ATP hydrolysis activity
Source: RefSeq, a predicted model, not a curated record
CGCCAUAACGUUACCCUCAACGCGCGGGCGCGUUGCAGCACCAACUGGCACGCGACUGCGAUCUAUUCGACAGGGGUGCUGGUGAUACAUGUGCUCGGGCGAAACUCUAUAGCGUGACUUCGAUGCCUUUGCGCGAUGAUGCUCUUCCUGAUAACUCCUAUGGACGGCAUGUACUGACUUCCCAUCAUGGAUCCCGUCUCAGCCAUAGGCCUAGUGACCGAAGUGGCCUCGAUCAUCCAGACGCUUUACGACUACGGACAAGCCGUCAAAAAUGCUCAAAAAGACAUCAUCAGUCUCUGCGGAGAGCUGACUGCUUUGAAGAGCACGCUCGCGCUUUGUGCCGAGUACCGCAAUCAUGCUUCUCCGGGCGUCGAUGGCAGCGACUUCCAGAAGAUGCUUCUACGAACUCGUGAUAUACUAGGCGAUCUGGCGAAAGCAGCAAGGCCCAAAUCAUCUGGUCCUGGCCGAGUACUGCAAUCACUCUCAUGGCCUUUCACAGCUGCCACGGUGAAGGAGAAGCUGGUCGCGCUGGAGCGAUUGAAGACAUACUUUCUGAUGGCCUUUGCUCUGGAGAACAAGACAGCUUCGGAGAAACUUCAUGAGAAUAUGCAGGAUUUACUCACGCUCGUGACGGAGAAGCAGAUGGAGGAACGCCAGGCCGAGAGUACAAGCGAAAGGCGCAGACUGCUUGAUCUCAUCGCUCCGACGUCGCCUGAUUCAAUGCAUCAUAAUGCCUGCAGACCUUGGAGAGGGACAGCGACUGGAAUGUGGUUCUGCAAAGGCAAAUUGACGAAGUUCUUGGACCACGAAGAUCGUAUCCUACUACUCACCGGCCGCUCGGGAUCUGGCAAGACAACGAUCAUGUCUCGGGCGAUUGAAGAAGCGAAACUGUACUCGGAGCAGCAUCCAAACGUCUCAGUGGCAUAUUUCUAUUGUGCAUAUAACGAUUUAUCGACACGACAAGCUCGGAACAUUCUCGGCUCAUGGGUCGCACAACUGGCCGCCGAUAAUCAGAGCAUCCUCGACUCAUUUCCCCUGAAACUCGAGAGAAACACAGACAUCACGACAGAACAUCUCGAAGAAUGUCUUUUAGCAGCAAGCCGCGAACACCGCAUCGUCCUCCUCCUAGACGCAAUCAACGAAAGCACCCACGGCCCCGACCUAGUAACGAGCAUAUCACGACUCACGAAAGAAAGCUCAAAGAUCCAAUUCAUACUCUCCGCAACUCCACACUACCCACCCAUCCGCCAACAUCUCCACAUUCCAACCUUCAACGUCAGCAUGUCCCCCAAAGACAUAGAGCAAGACAUCGAACUCUACAUCCGCGACCAAAUCGCCCAGCACCGCGUGCUCUCCCGCGUGCCCGCGGAGGAAAUCGUCCGCGUCCUCCGGCCGAAAAGUGAAGGCAUGUUCCGCUGGGUGGAUUGCCAGCUGAGCUUCCUCACCGCGCAACUGACGCCCAAUGCUGUGCGCGCUGCGCUCCAAACUCUGCCGGGGAGUUUAGACAGCACUUACGAAGCGACUCUUCGACGCGUUGCGCCUCCGCACGCUGCGCUCGUUAAGCAGGCGCUCAUGUGGCUGAGUUUUUGUCUGCGACCUCUCCGGCUGAACGAAUUGUGCGAAGCGGUGCUCUUCGAAGAAGGCCAGAGAUCCAUCGACGAAGGCGACCGCAUGGACGAACCAGGCGACAUCGUGCGCAAAUGCAUCACCUACCUGCUCAUGGAUCCUUUUCGCCGCACCAGCGGUGGUGUCAAACAGCACCAAUACCGCCUCCUUGACUAUGUGAGUAAGCUCUGGGCAGUGCACGCCGGCUCAGUUACGUUAACCCCCGCCGAAACCAAUCUCAUCCUCUUCUUUUUCGAAACGCAAAGACAAAGAGAGGGAGGCAACUUCGCCUUCUGGAUCCAGCAUCUCGUACCCGGGGCGCAGCGACAUGACAACCCAACAGCCAAAUCCGAACCACUCUACUACGCCGCCUCUUAUGGCCUAACAGAUAUCGUGCGCAUCCUAGCUGAGAGUGGCCGUCUAACGACCAAUCCGCAUCCCCGCGCCGGUUCGGGGGAAUGGUACGUCGACAAGAAAGGAGGCAGACACGAUUCCACGGCGUUACAGGUUGCGUGCUGGCGCGGCCACGCGGAGAUUGUGGAGUUGUUGUUGGCUGCUGGCGCGAGUCCGAAUUCGAGGGAUGCAAGUGGGAUGAGUUGUGUUGGGGCUGCGAGGAAGGGUGGGCGGAAGAGGAUUGUGGGGAUGUUGGUUGAGGCUGGGGGGAAGGAGAGAGGUGAGGCUUCCAAGGGGUUGGCGGUAAGGAGGGUGGAGGAGCGCGUUCCUGACACAACAGGCGAGGGCAUGUAG